GAAUCAUUAAUCAAACGAAUUAAACGGGUUCUGGUUUGACCGGAACCGGAUGUAGCCGUUCGCUCGUCAGCUGACUCAUCACAUGACUCCCACAGCGUCUGUCCGGUUUAUACCGGAGGAUCUGCCCGUUUCUCCUCAGGGAACUUCUGCAGGGAGGACAAGCGGCAGGAAAGCUGGCUGCGCCGUCAGGAGGAGCAUGAAGCUGAAGGCCCAGUGAGGAGCAGCAGCAGCGGGGCUGAACUAGCGAGCUACGCCUGCUUUCUGUCGCCGGAACUUCUCCCAAUUUGGGCGUCGAAGAGAUCUUUCAAAAUGGGUCCAGAUGGGAAGAAGCUGCUGAACAUCAUCAUCCUCGGCUUCGGCUUCAUGUUCAUGUUCACUGCGUUUCAGACGUGUGGAAACAUAGAGCAAACUGUUAUCAAGAGCUUCAACAGCACCGAGUUUCAUGGGAGCGGCUACACCAGCAUGGCCAUCAUUUACGGCGUCUUCUCUGCGUCCAACCUGAUAGCGCCCUCUGUGGUGACGGUGAUCGGGCCCCAGGUCUCCAUGUUCCUCAGCGGGAUUCUAUACAGCGCUUACAUCGCUAUGUUCAUCCAGCCGUUCACCUGGAGCUUCUACACGGCGUCUGUGCUGGUGGGCAUCGCUGCUGCAGUUCUGUGGACCGCUCAGGGAAACGUGCUGGCCAUCAACUCCUCCGAAAGCACCAUUGGCAGGAACAGCGGCAUCUUCUGGUCCCUGCUGCAGUUCAGCUUGUUCUUUGGGAAUCUCUACAUCUACUGCGCCUGGCACGGACACGAGCGCAUCACUGACAAGGACCGCAGGACGGUCUUCAUCUCGCUCACCGUCAUCAGUUUGGUCGGCUGCUUCCUCUUCUUCCUCAUCCGGAAGCCCGAGCCGGAGUCUUCGUCUCGCUCUGAGGUGACGGAGUCUCUGCUGCAGGACGAGUCCCUCAACGGCUCCACGGACAGCUCGUCCCAGCCGAGCCUCUGCUCUCAGGCUCUGGAUGCUUUCGUGAAAGCCGGUAAAAUAUCCGUCACCAGAGAAAUGCUGCUGCUGAGCGUCUCCAUAGGAUACACAGGUCUUGAGCUCACCUUUUACAGCGGCGUGUACGGGACCUGUAUCGGAGCCAUGACCCGCUUUGGGUCCGACGCCAAGAGUCUGAUCGGUAUCUCUGGAAUCUGUAUCGGAGUCGGCGAGAUCCUAGGAGGGGGCGUCUUCGGGCUGCUGAACAAAAACAACCGGUUUGGGAGAAACCCUGUGGUGCUGCUGGGACUCAUCACUCACUUUGUUGCAUUCUUCCUGAUUUUCCUGAACAUUGCCAGCGACGCUCCGCUGGCGCCGGAGGGCGGGACGGACCUGAAGGCUUUCAUCACACCCAGCGUGGGCGUGGCGUUGCUCUGCAGCUUCCUGCUCGGCCUGGGAGACAGCUGCUUCAACACGCAGCUCCUCAGCAUCAUCGGCUUCACGUUCCGCGACGACAGCGCCCCCGCCUUCGCCGUCUUCAAGUUCAUCCAGUCCAUCAUGGCCGCCGUGGCGUUCUUCUACAGCAACUACCUGCUGCUCCACUGGCAGCUGCUCAUCCUCGUCAUCGCCGGCUUCAUGGGCUCCGUCUCCUUCUUCGCGGCCGACUGGGUCGCCGAGUCCAGGAAGAGGGACUCGGACUACGACAGCAUCUGAAGCAGCAGAACUGGAGACGGACGGCGUGGUCUGGGUUCUGCUGAGCGGCCCGGUUUGGCGCUGGAGCGGACUCUGUGUGUUCACUGUUUGGUCUCACUGUAAACUUUAACACGCUUUGCUUGGUGGUGGAGGCUUGUGAUUAAAAGACGAUCCACGGGACGACUGCUGCUCGGGCCGGACCCUCAGAACCGAGUCCGAUUCAUUCACUGAGAAAGAGGGAGCCCUGGUUCUCCUGGGUCGGUUCUCCUGGGUCACCGUGGUUCUCCUGGCUGCUUCUCUAAUGUUCUCCUGGUCCAGUCCU
Fundulus heteroclitus (mummichog) is the source of this 1975-nucleotide messenger RNA. RefSeq names its product major facilitator superfamily domain containing 11 (gene mfsd11). The record is from RefSeq and is a predicted model, not a curated record. The transcript is spliced from 14 exons. The coding region runs from base 310 to 1674 and encodes 454 amino acids. NCBI's taxonomy places the organism in Eukaryota, Metazoa, Chordata, Actinopteri, Cyprinodontiformes, Fundulidae.